AUGGAUAGCCUGAAAAGUACACUUCUGGUGGAGCUAUUGUCGACCGAUCAAGCCAAGCUCGUCAGCUACAUUGUGGCCACCUACUUCCUAGAAGUGUACACCAUCUGCCGAAUCCUCAAUCAAACGGCAUACUCCCUGAAGUCUCCUCUGGAUAUCCUAUCGGAACGACCCGUCGCAGUAGUUAGACCGCAAAAUACCGCUGACAUUACCGCCAACCCGUUAGUUCAAGCGAUCGAACUGGGCUGUGCCGUGUUCCUGGUGGAUGAAGACACCACGCCAUAUUUCCUAGACCACUACAUAUCACUGCACGAUGAAAUUCUAUUCCGAAGACCGGAAAAAUACGUCCUAGUAACGGUUCAAUCUACCGGAGCGGCACAGACGGAGCUGCUGCAAGCUAUUCAACAUCAUUCGUCGCUACAGGAGAUUGCAAAUUUGCUCCUGGUGGUUCCACAUGGAGACGUUUUUCAACUGAUCACCCAUCGCUACGUUGGUAACGGUCCCGAUUCCUUGGAUUGGAUUCUUCUGGACACGUACAAUCCCGAAAAUGGUUCUUUCGUGGAGGAUUCCAACCUAUUCCCGGAUAAAAUGAGCAAUCUGAUGGGUAAGACGUUGAAGGUAGCAACAUUCUACCUACUUCCGUGGUCCAUGAUGCGCCAAACGGAUGAGGGAAUCGUUCGAUAUCUUAACCAAUCGUAUACGAUCGACGGGCUGGAUGGAUACAUCUUGGUACAGUUUUGCUUGUGGUACAACUGCACCUGGGAUUUGUACGUCGAUCAGGAGAACCAAUAUGGCCAGGUGUUUCCGAACCGAACCGGCAAUGGAAUGAUAGGAGCGUUGGUAGAACGUAAGGUAGACUUCGCAAUCGGGGCCGUUGGAGGUUGGUAUCAACUCUUCAAAUACUUCAGCUUCUCUAAUCCGGUUCAAUGGAUCGGAAUCACGUGUCUUGCACCAAGGCCUGGGUUGAUCGAAUACUGGCGAAUCGUUUUUAUGAUGUUCUCGGACAAAGUUUGGGGAAUUUUGAUUGCUACAUUUAUUCUGAUUUCCAUAAUGCAGUACCUUGUACCCCCUCGGAAUUUACCUGAGCGGCAUACUCGACGAAGCCUAUCGUGGGUAGUGAUGAAUCUGCUAGGCGCUUUCCUGCUGCUACCGUCAGACCUCCGACGGGAUCGUUUAUCCGACGUUAUUCUCUCAACUACUCUCUCCGUGUUUACCAUUACCGUUGCCUACGUCUACGUUGGACAAAUUCACAGCAUUCUCGCAAUCCCCGUAUAUGAGCCUCCCAUAGACACAAUCGUAGAUCUAGCCGUCAGUGGAAUUACUUGGAACGCUCCCCAUGAAGCCUGGAUGUACGCCCUGGUUGGAACAGAAAAUCCAAACGUUCAGAAAGUUCUUACAACCUUCCAGGUGCCCCGGAUCGAGAAUUUCCAGAGCAUUGCGGACCAAGGCGACCAAGCCAUCAUCAUGGCAUUGCUCAACUACGGCCACUCGAUGGUCGGAACCUGGUUCGAUGGGAAAAACAUUGAAAACUAUCGUCUCAUGACGGAGCUGCUCUACUUCGAGUAUGACACCGGGUACGCGACCAAAACAUGGCCACUGUUGGAUAGGUUCGAUUGGCUGGCCAUGUGGAUCAGGGAUGCCUGUCUCUUCCAGUAUGUCGAACUGGUCGAUGUAUAUCGCUACAUGAACUUCUGGGUACAGACUUCGAUCGCGCAUUCAAAAGAUCGACCGCAAAAUUUGUUGAGAAUUAUGAACGUGGAGGAGAUUUCCGGUGGGUUGAUGAUCCUUGGGAUCGGCUACCUGUUGGCUGUGGCAGUGCUUUUGCUGGAGUUGGUUUUUGCGAGGUUCAAGCUGGCGAAGAUUUACAAGAGGCUGCGAUCGAAGUGGCAGAAAUCGAGUCAGUUGUUGGUCCAAGUCAUCGGUGGUACACAACAGAGCGACUCGCUCAGGUCCUUGGGUAGCGGUAUCGAUGGCAACAGGUCCACUUACUACCCAUCCGAGCACGGUACGUUGGAGAAUAGGCUGGUGUUCAAAAGGACCAGCAUUUACUGGGAUCUGUCCUUCCUGCAGAAGGCUGAAGAACAGCUGAGCACCGAUAACCAUAUCGAUCCUUUGCGGCGAAGCAAAAUCUGGGUCUGCCAAGACUACCUCAGGAGGGAGGUUCCAUUGCGAAAUGUCGAUUGCCCGAGAGGGCAGAUCGUUGGUGAUCUUGGAGAGGAUGCUGAACCUACGCAUUAUCUGUCUACGGCUUACAGUUUCUGCUUUGUGACCAACGGUACCAAUGAUGAAGGAUUCGUGGGAGUACAUUUCGAUAAGCCCUUUAUCAGCAUCGAUGUGGAGAAUGUCACUGAGUCCAUUCAAAUGGCAAAUCUCGAGCUAGGGUGCCAGGUUUACAUUCUAACCGAAAGCGCUGCCAUUGGGUUUCUGGACAGUUACCGAUACCUACAGGAUCACACGAAUCAACGCUUUUCGAAUAAGGCCUUCAUUGUCGUAAUGGGAAACGAUGUUGACUACAGUCGGCUUCAGGCUAUCCUCGAUCGUCCCAUCAUAUGUGAUAUCCCAAAAUUGUUAAUCCUCAGUCCAUCAUAUCUGCACGGAAACAUUGAACUUUGGACGAACAAGUUUUCCGGAAGAGACGGUCACAAACAGCUUGUGCAGUUGGAUACGUACAUCAUCGCAAAUCGUAGCUUUCAGUAUGACAACAGUCUAUUCCCAGACAAGAUCAAGGAUCUCGAAGGUCGCUUUGUUCGUGUGGCCAUGAUCAACUACGAACCGUACACAACGUGGAUCGAAGUGGAGGAUGAAUCGAGAGCCAAUGCCUACGAGGGCGAUGACAAAAAGCUUCGGGUAGACGGUACGGAAACUCGGAUCCUGCUGGAGUUUUGCCGCAUUCACAACUGCAGCUUGGACGUAGCGACUCAAGAAGCUGCGCAGUGGGGUGAAGUUUAUGAAAAUUUUACCGGCAUUGGGAUUAUGGGUGCGAUCGCUGAACAUCGCGUAGAUGUCGGUGUUGGGGCGAUGUUAGCUUGGUUCUACGAUUCGAACUCACCAACUCAGUCGUUAUCUCGGACCGGAGUGACCUGUAUUACUCCGAAGCAGAAAUUACUGCCAUCAUGGUUGACACCUAUUUUACCAUUUUCCAACCUUAUGUGGGUGGCUCUUAUUGUCACAGCAUUCAUCACUUCAAUAGUUCUUACAAUUUUUAACCAUUUGACAGUGAAUGUCAUCUUGAAUACAGACGAUACGGUGGACAUCUGCGAAGUGUUCACUUCCGUUGGAUCAUCGCUGAUCCUCUGUUCCAUCCUACGAAUCGAACAGUACAAACUUGGUUCACAGUUGACGAUCAUCACGAUUCUACUCUUUGCCGGUCUAAUAAUCGGGAAUACCUACUGUGGUGGUCUGUCCAGCAUUAUGACCGUCCCUCAAUAUGAGCAACCGAUCGACACUUCUGCUCAACUAGCCGCACGGGAAAUGAUUUGGGGAGCUUCACACGAUGCCUGGGUAUAUGCUUUCGAAGACUCGGACGAGGCCCUUAUAAUCAAGCUGGCAUCCAACUUCCGCACCAUGACCAAAACCGUCCUGCACGAACACGCCAAACGGGCCGAUAUGGCGUACGCUAUCGAACGUCUACCGUACGGGCACUAUGGAAUCUCCGACUACAUCGCGCUGGACGUGGCAAAAAACUUCCAAGUCAUGGUGGAAGAUCUGUACUGGGGCCACUGUGUCGCACAGGUCACCAAGACGUGGCCCAUGAAGGAGCACCUGAACGAGCUGAUUAUGCACAUCUUCCAGAGCGGUGUGCAGCGCUACUGGGAGGAACGGGUGCUAGCGCAGUUCCCCGAGGCGUACACCGUUCAGAAGAUAAUCGGACUGGCCAGAGUUCACGAUAACCCGGGAGCGAUUGCCCUGAAGGUGUACCACCUAGCGGGGCCAUUCUAUUUGCUGCUAUUUGGAUUGACAGGGGGUGUUUUAGCGUUUCUGUUGGAGCUGGCGCUGUACGGGGUUUUCAUGAAGAUCAAGAAGCAAUAG
Molecule: messenger RNA, 4026 nt
Organism: Ochlerotatus camptorhynchus
Lineage: Eukaryota; Metazoa; Arthropoda; Insecta; Diptera; Culicidae
Exons: 12
Coding region: 1-4026 (1341 amino acids)
Cellular component (GO): membrane
Molecular function (GO): ligand-gated monoatomic ion channel activity
Source: RefSeq, a predicted model, not a curated record